Molecule: messenger RNA, 277 nt
Organism: Cetraspora pellucida
Lineage: Eukaryota; Fungi; Glomeromycota; Glomeromycetes; Diversisporales; Gigasporaceae
Source: the annotation of a GenBank genome assembly
ACUUGGUGGCUUAUCUCAUGGCAAAUAUGAAGCCACAAUACUCUAAAUUACUACCACGCCAUGGAGGUGUUUCUAUCGAUUCUGAAAUUAUUGGAAGAAGACGUUCCGUAAUUAUUUCUAGUUGGAUCGAAAAAAAAUUAGAAAAACUUUCUUGCCAGUUUACACUUAUUUAUCGAGGAACACAUGAUGGAUUUGAUUCAGACUUGACUUAUUAUUUAUAUGACUUUUUUGAAGAUAGUUGUUUUGAUGAUGAACAUUGGACAUCAACUAAUGAUAG